Messenger RNA from Cynara cardunculus var. scolymus (artichoke), 2113 nucleotides. Its product is annotated as RNA-binding protein 38. The coding region runs from base 659 to 1513 and encodes 284 amino acids. The record is from RefSeq and is a predicted model, not a curated record. The transcript has 8 exons. NCBI's taxonomy places the organism in Eukaryota, Viridiplantae, Streptophyta, Magnoliopsida, Asterales, Asteraceae. Gene Ontology annotation, molecular function: RNA binding.
AUCUUCCGUUUCAACUCCUCUUCUCUCUCUUCACUGUCAAAUCAUCAUCAUCUUCUUCUUCUUCAUUCUUUCGAUUUUUAUACUAAUUUCUGUAUGUAAAUACUAAUCAUUAGCUCUUUCUGUAUAUAUUCGAUUUUCUUUGAGAACCCUUUUUUGUAUUGGUGUAAAUAAUUUCAAUUUUUAGAAGAUAUGAAGGAAGAUUCUCGUUCCUGGAUACCCUAUGAAAGUAAAAGGUUUCAUACUCAUAAAGUCCUUUAAUUUCUUCUGCAUAACCCCACCACCAUCGCUGCUUGAUACCAGUUUGUUGAUUAUUGUGCAGCUGAUUGCUCCACCCACCCCUCCUUUUCACCUGAAUUCUAGGGUUUUCGUUCGUUUCUCAUUUCAAUCUAUCUAUUUUUAUUUCCUUCUUUCAUGAUCAUUCGGUGGUGUACUCAUCUUGAUUUCUGUGCUUCUUGAUCAUUCAAAUGAAUUUCCCCAACUUUUGUACAGGCUUUCUUUUCGCUUCUUCAUCGCAUAGUAUCUUUGGUACUUGUACUUGUAGUUAACUGUUUGUUCCCUUUAGAAUCUCCUUUCUCUGUUUGGAUUUCUUACCUUUUGUCCUUAUCAAAUUUGAUAUAUAAAAAAUAAAGUAGAAAAGAGAAAGGAGAAGGUCUUAUUCAUGGCGUUUCAGCCGUCAGAUCGACCAGGUCCAAGCUCAGGAUCAAGUUCGAGUUCUGGGUUUCAGCAUAUGAGCUCUCCUUUUGGGGAUACUACUUUGACAAAGGUUUUUGUUGGAGGACUUGCUUGGGAGACUCAGAGUGAGACUAUGCGCCAAUAUUUUGACCAGUUUGGAGAGAUUAUGGAAGCUGUUGUCAUCACUGAUAAGAACACUGGCCGAUCCAAGGGUUACGGUUUUGUGACUUUCCGAGACCCUGAAUCUGCAAAGCGAGCAUGUGUUGAUUCAGCUCCAGUUAUUGAUGGUAGACGAGCAAAUUGUAACUUGGCCUCACUUGGAAGGCCUCGGCAUUCAUUGCCGUUUGGACAUAUCAGAUCACCAACACCUUUUGCUGGUGGUAUGCCAGCUGUUCGUGGGCCUUAUUUCGGAAACUAUGGCUACCAACAACCGGUUCCUUUCAGCUAUCAACCAGGAUUAACGUAUCCCUCAUACACGUAUGCAACUUAUGGUCCGGAAUACAUCUAUCCACAGGGCAUCUACAAUCCGUAUGUGGGUCAACAGUAUCUUCAGAUAUAUGGAGUACCUGGCACAGUUAACACACAAGUAUAUCCAUACAAUCAAAUGGGUCAAACUGCUCCAACGGGUGGUUAUACAGCUUUGCAGAGUUAUACAUUGCCUGGUCAACAGAUUAUCCAAUAUGGUGGACCUGGUGUAAAUGGAAUAACUACUCCUUCCAUUCAGACAAUUCAAGCGCCAUAUCCAACAGGUGUUGUGGCACCUAUUCCAGGACAACAUUUUAUGGUUCCUGCUCCACCUCAGUUCAUUCAAGGCGGCGGUUCUGGACAAAAUGUCGGGUAAACAUCUGAUUAAGAUUCUUGUUUUGCAGGUAUCCRUAGAUUGCAGCAGGACUUAGAGCAGCAGUACUGCUACUUGAGUGGCGGGCUUGGAUCUAGCCUUGCAAGUUACUWGUUUUGCAUUCUAGAGGUGAUACUCGAGAGAGAAGUCAAAGUCAUUGUCCGAGUUGCUCCUGUUGUGUGGAGAAAUUCCAAUAGCAUGCGAAUUGCCUCUUUGUUAAACCACACCACCACCAUGGCUUGCUCUACCAGUGUUAUGGAUGACUGGUAGACGCCGGUGGCCAUGUGAAUGGCCACCGGAAGCUGGAAUCGUUUUCCGGCUCCAUGGUCCCUCCUCCUAUCCUAUGUAAUAAAGAACCGGUGUAAACAGUAAUUAGAAGAAUCAAAAUAUGAUUCUUGUUCUAGUUACAAAAGCCGGAUGUGUCCUCCAUUUUGUUUCGAUCCUGAAUUCCAAAGGGUGGAAGCUUAGGAUCUUUUACUUUAUUAAGUAUCAGAAAUGAAGCUAUCAUGUGUUUGUGUAACUCAUCUUCAAGAAAAUUGUAAUUUUCAGAUGUAUGUAUGUAUAUAGAGUAAAUUUCAAAUCUGGUCCUUUUACUUGUGAUAA